UGUGCCUCUCAGCAGGUUUCUGCCAUGGGAGACAGGGGAACGAGCAAUCACUCAGAAGUGACUGACUUCAUUCUUGUAGGCUUCAGGGUCUGCCCAGAGCUCCGCAUUCUCCUCUUCCUGUUAUUUCUGCUUGUGUAUGCCAUGGUCCUUCUAGGGAAUGUUGGGAUGAUAGCCAUUAUUUUGAUUGAUCCCCGGCUGAACACACCAAUGUAUUUCUUCCUAGGCAACCUCUCCUUUAUUGAUCUCUUCUAUUCAUCUGUUAUUGCACCCAAAGCUAUGACCAACUUCUGGUCUGAGAGCAAGUCCAUCUCCUUUGGAGGCUGUGUCACCCAGCUCUUUCUCUUUGCUCUCUUCAUUGUGACUGAGGGAUUUCUCCUGGCCGUCAUGGCUUAUGACCGCUUCAUUGCCAUCUGCAACCCACUCCUCUACUCUGUCCAGAUGUCAGCACGUCUCUGCACCCAGUUGGUGGCUGGUUCCUAUUUCUGUGGCUGCAUCAGCUCAGUUCUUCAGACCAGCAUGACUUUUACUUUAUCCUUCUGUGCUUCUCGGGCCAUUGACCACUUUUACUGUGAUGACCGUCCACUUCAGAGGAUUUCUUGUUCUGAUCUUUACAUUCAUAAGAUGGUUUCUUUUUUCUUAUGUACCAUUACUAUUUUACCUACUGUAAUUGUUAUUAUUGUUUCCUACAUGUAUAUUGUGUCCACAGUUCUUAAGAUACACUCAACUGAGGGACGUAAAAAAGCUUUUUCUACUUGCAGCUCUCACCUAGGAGUCGUGAGUGUGCUGUAUGGUGCUGUCAUUUUUAUGUACUUCAUUCCUGACAGAUUUCCUGAGCUGAGUAAAGUGGCCUCCCUAUGUUACACCCUAGUCACUCCCAUGUUGAAUCCUUUGAUUUACUCUCUAAGAAACAAAGAUGUCAAAGAGGCUGUGAAAAAGAACCUAGGGGAAAAAAUAUUUUUAUUGAAUUCUAUUUUAACAGGGAUAUAA
Manis pentadactyla (Chinese pangolin) is the source of this 987-nucleotide messenger RNA. RefSeq names its product olfactory receptor 9K2-like. Bases 25 to 987 code for a protein of 320 amino acids. Gene Ontology annotation, biological process: G protein-coupled receptor signaling pathway; sensory perception of smell. Gene Ontology annotation, molecular function: odorant binding; G protein-coupled receptor activity; olfactory receptor activity. Lineage: Eukaryota; Metazoa; Chordata; Mammalia; Pholidota; Manidae. Gene Ontology annotation, cellular component: membrane. The transcript has a single exon. The record is from RefSeq and is a predicted model, not a curated record.